AUGAUAGGGUGGGAAGAUGUUUACAAGGUGAUCACAGCCAUGACACCACUUUGUGUAGCUUUAGCUUUAGGCUAUGCCUCGGUAAAAUGGUGGCACAUGUUUACACCUGAUCAAUUUGAUGCUAUAAACCGCUUCAAUUGCUUUUUCAUCAUUCCCUUCUUCAACUUUAAAUUCAUAUCUCAUAUCAACCCUUACGAGCUGAAUUAUCCGUUCCUUGGCGCAGAUUGCAUUGCAAAAUGUAUCGUUCUUAUUGUGCUUGUUUUUUGGACAAAUUGUACAAGAAAAGGAAGUUGUAUGUGGUCCAUCACCGCAUUUUCUUUGUGUAGUUUAAACAACACUCUUAUUGUAGGAGUGCCACUAUUAAAAGCCAUGUAUGGGGAGCUAGGAGAGGACCUUGUUGUUCAAUCUUCUGUGAUUCAAUCACUGGUUUGGGUUAUUUUUUUACUGUUUAUGUUAGAAUUUAGACGUGAAUGGUCUAAAACUAAGUCUAUUACUAACACCAUCAAUGGAGAUUUGCAACUCCAGGCAAUUGAAUGUGGCAGUGAUUUGGAUCAAAACUCCACCCCAAUGUCAAUGAGCAUCAAUAAAACACCACCCAUUUGGUCGAUACUGAAGAUUGUUUGGCUUAAACUUGCUAAGAACCCUAACUUCUAUGCUUGCAUAGCUGGCUUGAUUUGGGCUCUUCUAGCUAGCAGGUGGCAGUUUAAGAUGCCUGAAAUAAUUGAAGGAUCAAUUUUGAUCAUGUCCAAGGCCGGAGCUGGUGUUUCCAUGUUUAGCAUGGGCCUUUUCAUGGCAUUACAGGAGAGAGUUAUAGCUUGCGGUACUCCUUUGACUUUGUUCGGGAUGGCUUUAAGGUUUGUGGUUAGUCCAGCCACGAUGGCUAUUGGUUCUAUUGUGAGUGGUUUGCAUGGUAAUGUCCUGCGCAUUGCUCUGAUCCAGGCAGCAUUGCCACAAUCCAUAGCCUCAUUUGUUUAUGCACAAGAAUAUGGUUUGCACCCUGACAUAUUAAGCACAGCGGUUAUUUUUGGCACUAUAGUAUCUCUUCCUUUGCUGAUAGCAUAUUAUGCUCUACUGGAAGUUGCACGUUGA
Coffea eugenioides is the source of this 1089-nucleotide messenger RNA. RefSeq names its product auxin efflux carrier component 5-like. The coding region runs from base 1 to 1089 and encodes 362 amino acids. The record is from RefSeq and is a predicted model, not a curated record. Gene Ontology annotation, biological process: auxin export across the plasma membrane; auxin polar transport. Lineage: Eukaryota; Viridiplantae; Streptophyta; Magnoliopsida; Gentianales; Rubiaceae. Gene Ontology annotation, cellular component: endoplasmic reticulum; plasma membrane. The transcript is spliced from 5 exons. Gene Ontology annotation, molecular function: auxin efflux transmembrane transporter activity.